Messenger RNA from Necator americanus (New World hookworm), 2979 nucleotides. RefSeq lists its product as uncharacterized. Lineage: Eukaryota; Metazoa; Nematoda; Chromadorea; Rhabditida; Ancylostomatidae. Gene Ontology annotation, molecular function: calcium ion binding. Gene Ontology annotation, cellular component: endoplasmic reticulum. Bases 1 to 2979 code for a protein of 992 amino acids. The transcript has 21 exons. The record is from RefSeq and is a predicted model, not a curated record. Gene Ontology annotation, biological process: calcium-ion regulated exocytosis.
AUGCGGUUGCUCGUCUUACUUGUUGUUCUCGAAUCUGCCGUUGGAGCACCGAGGCAGACGCGUCAAGCUCCAAGCUUCGAUCCAACGAAGCCGAUCCAGGGAGCGUUCUUCAUCAGCGGUGAUCCGCAGCAGCAGUUCAACAUACCACCGAAUUUUCGAUUUCCUCAACGACAGCUACCUGUGAAUCGUCCCCCGAUGGUUCCUCUGCCGACAGCAGAACCGCCGACGCCAACACCAACACCAACACCAAUAGGAGAUGGCGAGGCCACGCCCACCACCACACCCACACCAACCGCGCCACAUGUGAUCCCCGAAGCGGAACCGCAGCAGCAGGCAGACGUCGGUCCUACCGCCGCCGCAUUACCGUCACCAAUCGCUUCGGCAGCUGUGGACGAGUUGAUCACUACCACACAAGCAUCAGCACCUACACUACCUGUUGUUGUGGAUCAAAGCACCGCACCGGCAGCGCUGCAACCGCUGCCGAUCGAUCCAAACUUGCCACCAGUGGAUAAGACCGUUGAUUUGGAUGGGGAUGGGCGAUUGAGCCUUUCUGAAGUACAGUAUGCCGCAUUUGUACAUCAUGGCUUGUCCAGUACUGUAGUACAAGGGAUGUUCAACGAGGUGGAUCAUAACAAGGACGGUUUCCUGAAUUCGGCCGAGUUCAACGAUAUUCGUUCGCUGGUGCUGGAAAAAGCUGAGAAUGCGGCCUUACGGUACAUGCAGAGCGUCGACACUGACAAAAACAAGAUGUUGUCACUACAAGAAGCACAAGCGUAUAUUCUCAAAGAACAUGGGAUCGGAAUGCGUGAUGUGGAGCGGGUCUGGAAGUUAGUGGUCCCGGACACGACCAUUGAAAUGGACGCACAACAGUUCAGUAAGCUGCGCCGUAGAAUUCGUGGUAUGACCAUUAGAUUAGCGAGACAAAUAAUGAAGAUUGCUGACAUUAACGGAGAUGGUCAUAUUUCGAUGGAUGAAGCGCAGGGGAUCGCUUUUGAACAAGAAGGGAUUGGAGCAGGAGAUGUCGCAGAAAUGUUCGCCAGCGUCGACGACAACAACGAUGGUGAACUUAACGCACCAGAAUUCGCAGAUUUUGAACGUAUCGUACGAGCAAGAGCGGUCGAGACAAGCAAGAAAGCAUUGAGGGUGGUUGACACCGAUGGAAGCAACACAUUGACCAUGGAUGAAGCAAAACGAAUCGCUUUCGAACACUAUGGUUUCGAUGAAAAUACCCUAACGCCAUUCUUCGACCAAGCCGAUGAAAAUGAGGACGGUCAUUUGGAUGCGGUUGAAUUUGCUGGAUUCCGAUCAGUGAUUCGAAGCAAAGCGGUACGAAAUGCGGUCGAAAUUAUGAAAGAAAUUGACCUAGACGGUGACGGGUACGUGAAUAUCGCAGAAGCGGAGGAGAAGACUAGACGUGAAGACGAUAUGGAACCACAGGAAACUGCUGCACUCUUCCAUAUUGCUGACCAAAACAAAAGCGGAAAACUCGAUAAGGUAGAGCUGGCAGAUUUCAUACGACUUGUGCGUUUGAGCGCUAUUCGCUUCGCUACCGAUCACUUCAAGGAGUUCGACGCCAACCGCGAUCGACUUGUGACCGUUGACGAAUUGGCCCAGUUAAUUGAAACCAAAUAUCACGUCCCAUUUGAGAUCACCAGAGAGUUCUUCGCUAAGGUCGAUGUCGAUGGAUCCGGGGAUCUCAUUCCAGCAGAAAUUGUCGAUUUCCGCCAUGAAAUCCGGAAGUACGUUGCUAAACAUCCGAUGUCGUUCUCCGCAGAUGUUCGUGAAGAUAGAAGAUCUGCAGAAAGUGUUGAGCAGAUCACUGUCACCACCACUGUUGCACCAACCACCACCGCCACCACCACCACCACAUCCAGCACAACAACCUACACCACCACCACACAUAGUACAACACCGAUUAAGACCAGAAGACGUAGUACUAGAAGACGAUCAACAUCCACCACACAAUCUCCACCAAUUUCCACUGAACAAUCAACUUUGACAAAUGGAAUAGAUGAAUUUGCAAUGGAACAAGUCAGCGCUGAAGCAAGAAGUCAUCCCGAAACCGCUCCCGACAAUGAAGACGACUCGGACAAACCUCUAAUCCGUGCUCCAAAGGUCUGGAAACCCCGUCGACCAUCUAGCACACUCUCACCACCUAUCACUUCUACUCUAACCAAUGCACCAAGCACAGUAACCCGUAGUUUCACACGUAGACCUACAACUACACGGCUAACCACAUACAGUCUCAUCUAUCCAACUACUCGUUUCUGGCCAGAAAUCCCCAGAUCAACACGAAAACCGUGGACAACUGCCACAACUGUUACAACGGAAGAGUCAACAACAACAACAAGAAGUAAACCUAGGAGGAGAACAACAACUACAACUGAGAGGACAACUACCACAGAGGAGAGCACCACUACUAGCACCACUAUUGCACCAAUCACCACCACAACUCAUUUAACCACCACUGUCACCACUCCGUCCACAACAACAACGCUUGCUCCAAAUGGCCUAACUACGUCCCCAAAUGAAGAAUUUGAAUAUGAAAUAGUCGAAGUGGAAGUGGAUGAGAAUGGAAACGAAAUAGUAGGCGGAAGAUCGGAGAGCGCAGAGAGAGCAACAAUUUCUUCUAUCCAACAAGUGGGAAGAGAACAGGAGAGAGGAGACGCAGAGAAGCAGAGCGAAGCGGAUGCGGAUAAUGAAGAAGAAUUUCCCGAAAAUGAAAAACAAAUCGAAAAGACGCCGGGAAUUCCAACGCAAGGAAACGUUGAAGAGCACAGACAACCAGACGAGAAGAGACAGAGUGCUACCGCGAGAGAACGUGAGGAACGAAAAAAAUUAGUGGAAGAACAAAAACGUGCAUUAAAUUUACCUGUUGACGAGGUGGUGGAAUACGUAGACGAGACCACAAAAACACCGGAUGAGAUCGAAGAGGCCACCGAGGAUGACUACGUGGAUAAGGAAGCGGAUCGAUCGUGA